AUGGCCGCGCUGACGGACGAGCAAAUCCGGGAGGCCUUCAACCUCUUUGACGCUGACGGCUCAGGGGCUAUCGAUGCGGAGGAGAUGGCACUAGCGAUGAAGGGUCUCGGCUUCGGUGAUCUGCCGCGCGACGAGGUGGAGCGCAUCAUUCGCACCAUGCACACGGACGCCAACGGCUUGGUGGAGUACGGUGCAUUUGAGGUCAUGAUCAAGUCGCGCAUGGCGCAGAAGGACUCACCGGAGGAGAUCCUCAAGGCUUUUCAGCUCUUCGACCUCGACAAGAAAGGCAAAAUCUCCUUUGCGAACUUGAAGGAGGUUGCGAAGCUUCUGGGCGAGAACCCCGGGGACGAUGUACUAAAGGAGAUGAUCGCCGAGGCUGAUGAAGACGGCGAUGGCGAGGUGUCCUUUGAGGAGUUCAAGAGUGUGAUGCUCCAGAUGCGUGGCAAAUAA
This is a messenger RNA of Leishmania braziliensis MHOM/BR/75/M2904, 450 nucleotides long. Its product is annotated as Ca2+-binding EF-hand protein. Gene Ontology annotation, cellular component: centrosome; centriole. The transcript has a single exon. Bases 1 to 450 code for a protein of 149 amino acids. Lineage: Eukaryota; Euglenozoa; Kinetoplastea; Trypanosomatida; Trypanosomatidae. Gene Ontology annotation, biological process: mitotic cell cycle; centriole replication. Gene Ontology annotation, molecular function: calcium ion binding. The record is from RefSeq and is a predicted model, not a curated record.